UCUUACACAUGGGUUCCCUAAGAAUCAAAUAUAUAAAAAGAAACUGUCUUUUUUUAAGAAUGUUCUCGUCUCGCACCUGGUUGAAGAAUUUGGUGAAAACCCAGAAAAACUCCUCAUCAUUUUAUCUCCCAUGUCCAGGUAUCGAGAAAAAGCCAGUGCCAUGACUGUACUCAAAGGUGCAAGUGCAAGCUCCUUUGGAGGAGUUGAAGAUGGCGGGACGGCUAAGAAAUCAGAUCCUAGCAACACUUCUCAAUCACAUGAUGAGAAUUUGAAGGGUAAAAAUAUUUCUUUUGGUUCUACACAAGAGCGCAGUGAAGUUUCCUCUACCAGAGAGAUUGGGGCCAGUGAUUCAACAUAUGAAGGCACUGGUAAGAAGCUAUCAGCAAAAUCCCAGUUGUUCCAGAUAUGCGUUGCAAGAAAAUGGAAGAACCCUACGUUCGAGUGCUGGAAAGAGGAAGGACCGCUCCACAUGAGAAUGUUCACCUUCAAGGUUAUUGUUGAGAUAGACGACGAAUCAAAAACCCUUUUGGAAUGCUUUAGCUCUCCACAUUCAAAAAAGAAGGCAGCAGCAGAGCAUGCAGCUGAAGGAGCAUUAUGGUACUUGAAGAACGUUGGUUAUCACUCGAAGGGUCGGUGAAAUUAAUGAUUGUGGAACAUCAGUUUAGGUCAGAUACAGGUUUUUAUUCUUGGCUUCUUCCGUUGGCACACAGUUUAGAGUCUUUAGACUUUAGAGACAACGGAUUCACAUGUAGCAGACUAGCUUUCGGUAAUGGUCCAGUUAACCACAGAGAUGUCGUAGUCUUAGAAUAACUUGCUAUUGAACUAGUUCAAAUCUUGUAGAACUGAUUGAUCAAAGGAAUUUUCAUGUUUUCAUAAACCUGAAAUUAUACCUGUUCAAAGUCU
Molecule: messenger RNA, 903 nt
Organism: Pyrus x bretschneideri (Chinese white pear)
Lineage: Eukaryota; Viridiplantae; Streptophyta; Magnoliopsida; Rosales; Rosaceae
Product: ribonuclease 3-like protein 1
Exons: 4
Coding region: 131-637 (168 amino acids)
Source: RefSeq, a predicted model, not a curated record